GGUUUCUGUCCUUCCCCCUGAAAAGGGACUGGCGGCGUCAUCUGUCAUUAACAGUGUCUGUCGGUCUCCGAAGUUCAGCUCCACGCUGCUUGAUGGAUUGACGGUGUGACGUCAGCGCGGGAGGGGACAGGAGUGAGAAGGGGAGGGUUCGGGGUGGUGGUGGGGCAUUAAUCUUGGUGCGCGCGCGGCUGAGAGCGAGCGAGCGAUCGAGCGCGCGAGCCAGGAGAGACGCGCUCACUAAUCUCCCGGGAAACGGGCCGGUCCGAGAGGAGAAAACCAGGUACCGAGGGAGCGGGGGUCCAUUCCGCCCGAGUGCACGAGAAGAAGCUCCUGUAGAGUUUGUAGCAGAGACACGAGCGGUGCUGGAGGAUGAGCCUGAGCUCUGAAGCCUUAUAGACCCUGAGGGCAUUUUCUAAAGUGAGCCCUGGGGGGUAUCAGGAGCCGUCUCUCAUCUCUUCGAGAGCGCGUGCAUGUCGGUGUGUGUGUGUGCGCGUGCCCGCGCGUGCCUCUGAGACCUGCGCGAGCCCCCCGGCUCCGUCCUGCCCCGCUCGUCGCACCGAACCAAUGAGGUUGUGCGCGAGCCGCUAAAUUGCGCCGCGCGCUCUCCAAGCCCGCACACUCCGCUCUGUGUUUUCUCCCUCUGUCCUCUGUCCCCUGUCCUGAUGGACCGCACGCAUUCAGCACGGACUGGUAAAAUGCACUGGAUCACUCUGCUGCUGGCAGGAUUCACUUUUCUGGGCAAAGUGUCCGUGUACAACUGCUUAGAUUACGGAGAGAGCUUCGACUAUUAUAAUGAAGAGGAGAAGACGGAGAGCAUCGAUUACAAAGACCCCUGCAAAGCCGCUGUCUUUUGGGGAGACAUCGCCUUGGAUGAGGAGGAUCUGAAAAUGUUUCAGGUCGACAGGACGAUAGACCUCGCUCGGCACCAGCACGCGAGGAAAGGGCACACGUCAGGUGGAGCAGAAGAGCACGACUCCACUACAAAGCGAGGACAGUUGUUCCUCCUUCUAGAGAGAAUACGACGACUUGGUCUCGAACAGCCUAAGAACUCGAGUAAGGACGAGACCAUGAGUGCCGGCUCACUAGGCAGUGGGGAACGAAAGAGAAGGGCGAGAGGGGCUAAAUCUCGUGUCCCGCGAGCCGCCACUUCCAGAGCUGAGCGAAUCUGGCCAGGAGGUGUCAUCCCUUACGUUAUUGGAGGCAACUUUACUGGCAGUCAAAGAGCGAUGUUCAGACAGGCCAUGAGACACUGGGAGAAACAGACGUGCGUGACCUUCGUUGAGAAAACAGAUGAAGAGAGCUAUAUCGUCUUCACCUACCGGCCCUGCGGAUGCUGCUCCUAUGUGGGUCGACGUGGUAAUGGGCCUCAAGCCAUCUCCAUUGGGAAAAACUGUGACAAGUUUGGCAUUGUGGUUCACGAGCUGGGGCAUGUGAUCGGGUUCUGGCAUGAGCACACACGACCCGAUCGGGACGAUCAUGUGACCAUCAUCAGAGACAACAUUCAGCCUGGUCAGGAAUACAACUUCCUAAAGAUGGAGCCCGGUGAGGUGAACUCUCUGGGCGAGCCAUACGACUUUGACAGCAUCAUGCAUUACGCCAGGAACACGUUCUCCAGAGGAAUGUUUUUGGACACCAUCCUGCCCUCUCGUGAUGAGAACGGUGUUCGGCCUGCGAUCGGGCAGAGGACCAGGCUCAGCAAAGGAGACAUUUCCCAAGCCAAGAAACUCUACAGGUGUCCAGCAUGUGGGGAAACUUUGCAAGACUCAGCAGGCAACUUUUCAUCUCCCGGUUACCCGAAUGGAUAUCCCUCAUACACGCACUGUGUCUGGAGGAUCUCGGUGACACCCGGGGAAAAGAUCGUGCUCAACUUCACCACAAUGGACCUCUACAAGAGCAGUCUGUGCUGGUACGACUACAUCGAGGUGCGGGAUGGCUACUGGCGGAAAGCCCCACUUCUAGGUCGCUUUUGUGGUGAUAAGAUUCCAGAAACGCUGAUCUCCACAGACAGUCGGAUGUGGAUCGAGUUUCGCAGCAGCAGUAACUGGGUGGGAAAAGGCUUCUCUGCUGUAUACGAAGCGGUUUGUGGCGGCGACGUUAAUAAAGACUCCGGCCAGAUUCAGUCUCCAAACUAUCCAGAUGACUACAGGCCCUCAAAGGAGUGUGUGUGGAAGAUCAGCGUGUCUGUGGGCUACAGCGUGGGCCUCAGCUUUCAGUCUUUUGAGAUCGAGAGGCACGAUAACUGUGCAUAUGACUAUCUGGAGAUGCGGGACGGCCUUUCCGAGAGCAGUCCACUGAUUGGUCGGUUCUGUGGCUAUGACAUCCCUGAGGACAUUCGCUCCACCUCCAACACUCUGUGGAUGAAGUUUGUUUCGGAUGGAACGGUGAACAAAGCUGGCUUUGCUGCAAAUUUCUUCAAAGAGGAGGACGAGUGCAUGAAGCCGGAUAACGGAGGCUGUGAGCAGAGGUGUGUGAACACAUUAGGAAGCUACAAGUGUGCGUGUGACCCUGGAUAUGAACUGGCCCCGGACAAGAAAAGUUGUGAAGCUGCAUGUGGAGGUCUGCUAUCCAAACUGAAUGGCACGAUCACGACCCCAGGCUGGCCGAAAGAAUACCCUCCCAACAAGAACUGUGUUUGGCAAGUGGUGGCCCCCACACAGUACCGCAUAUCCGUGCAGUUCGAGGCCUUUGAACUAGAGGGGAACGAGGUGUGCAAGUAUGACUUUGUGGAGGUGCGAAGUGGACUUUCGUCUGACUCAAAGCUUCAUGGGAAAUAUUGUGGCACAGAGGUUCCUGAGGUGAUCACGUCCCAGUACAACAACAUGCGCAUCGAGUUCAAGUCGGACAACACCGUUUCAAAGAAAGGCUUCAAAGCACAUUUCUUUUCUGAUAAGGACGAGUGCUCGAAGGAUAAUGGCGGAUGCCAGCACGAGUGCAUCAACAUCAUAGGCAGCUACGUUUGCCAGUGUCGCAACGGCUUUAUACUGCACGAGAACAAGCAUGACUGCAAAGAAGCGGAGUGCGAGCACAAGAUUCACAGCCCCACUGGCACCAUAAGUAGCCCCAACUGGCCUGAUAAGUACCCCAGCAGGAAGGAGUGUACCUGGGACAUCAAUGCAACUCCAGGUCAUCGCGUAAAAAUCUCGUUUAACGAGUUUGAGAUCGAGCAGCACCAGGAAUGCGCCUAUGAUCACCUGGAGGCUUUCGACGGCGACUCGGACAAAGCGCCCAUUUUGAGCCGGCUCUGUGGUAGCAAGCUUCCCGAACCCCUCAUCUCCACAGGGAACAGGAUUUACCUCCGCUUUAUCUCCGAUGCCUCGGUGCAGCGCAAGGGCUUCCACGCGACACACUCCACAGAGUGUGGAGGCAGGCUGAGGGCAGAAGCCAGGCAGAAGAACCUUUACUCUCAUGCACAGUUCGGAGACAAUAACUAUCCAGGCCACACAGACUGCGAGUGGCUGAUCACAGCCGAGGCAGGUUACAGCAUCGAGCUCACCUUCACCACCUUCGAGCUGGAGGAGGAAGCCGAGUGCGGAUACGACUUUAUCGAGCUGUAUGACGGGCCCGACACCUCAGCGCACAAACUGGGACGCUUCUGUGGUUCAGGGGCUCGUGAGGAGCUGUAUUCCGCCAGCGACGCCAUGCUGAUCCGCUUCCACAGCGAUGACACCAUCAGUAAGAAAGGCUUCCACAUCCGCUACAUCAGCACCAAGUUCCAGGAGGAGUUACACACGCACAAGUAACACAUGAAUACACACUCAUAGACACGGACACGUCUCCAGGACAAAAGGGUGCCACAGACUGCAAAAGGAGUUGGACUCCGGGACACAAACGCUCGAGCGGAAAGUAAAGCUUUCUAGCACUGGACUCGCCUCUUCAUUUUAGCCACUAGGGGGUGCUGUUUACCAGCUCUGAUCCCUAACCCGGAGGCAAGCUCCGCCCAUUUCGCCUCCAACCGACGCCCGAUCGAUCGCACCGUGACAGGCGGCCAUUUUUAAACUCCUGUCUAUACUACAAACUCGAAAUAAUAUCACGUGAGAGAGAGAAGCUCGUUGUAGAUGCUGCACAUAAAAAGAGACGUAAAACAAUAAGCUUGUUUUCAAGCGUGUGGGAGGAAAAAUAUUGUGUCAUAAUUUUUUACAAGGCCCACAAUGACAACAUGGGAAAUCUGCGUCUGAGCAACAAAAGCUGCUGUUUCCACACUAAAACCUAAACGUGCACUCAGCUGCAUGGUUUCAUUUGGGAUUUUUCUCAAAGAAAAAAAACAAUACAAAAGAAAUCCAAAUGAAUUGUUUCUUGUUGUGACAUCAGUGGCUGUUUACAUGUAAUGAUAUAUAAUUUAUAUAUAAGUAUAAGAAAGUAUGCAUUAAUUCUACACAGGUAGAAGUCAUGUUUUCCCGAGUCAGCAGGAUUGUGAAAUCAAUGUCAUUUCCUUCUGUUUAAGAGCGUAGAGCUCUCGUGUAUGUGUGUAUAUAUAAUAUAUAGUAUUUUAUUUCCCAGUCCAUACAUACAUAAAAAUUCGUCUUGUUUGAUUAUGAGGGUGGUGUGAAGCAGAAGUGAGGCCUUGGAUUGAAGUGAAGGUGCGUUACAGCUGUGAAAACCCCUGUAAUCCUGUGCGCUUAACAUGCACUUAGCACAGAGGAUGAGGACGACUCAAUCCAGCUGUGCGCUGAAGUAUUCCUGCGCUCCAAACAAAACUUUUUUUUUGAGGCGACCGAACUACUAUCGUUCACGUAACAGGAAGCCGAUUCGGUCCCGCGGAGUCGACUCUGCGAACCAUGAGACUGAUUCAUUUCGUGAAUGAUUCACGGACGGAAGGGAAAACCCCUAAUGGUGCUACUCAGAGCUUCAGAGCUCCAGAUCCCAGACACUCGGCGUGCACUGAUCAGGAUUUACAGGCAGCGCUGCAGGAAACUCGCAUCAAUGACGCCGCCACUGUAGUGGACGGGCAACUAUGGCCUUAGAACCAAAAAAUGUAUAAUAUUGCACAUGUGGAUGUUUAUGUAGAUAAUGUUUGUUGUGUCGUCAUUGUUCUUUCUUUUUUUUAAUUAUUAAUGUAUUUUAUUUGAUAUUGAAUUUAAUGAAGUUGAACGAUCCUCCUGGGAAAAAAAAAAGUCUGACCAAGUUUUUUUGCUCAAAAUUCUAGUACAGACGUACACACACGCAGUUACACACACGCAGUUACACACACACACGCAGUUACACUCACAUGCUUUUCUUGCAAACAUGGGAGACAAGAGGACAAAUGCUCCUACAAAUGAUGUAGGGAUAAUUGUGCUUAAUAAUCAAGACCCAUGGUGUGUGUAAUAAUGAGCAGUGUGUGUGUGUGUGUGUGUGGGUGAAUAUAUAUAUGUGACUCAUACACGUGAUAUUUUAUGACGUUUUAGGUGUGGGUGUCUGUUCAUGUGCCAACUUCCCAAAUCUCCCUCAUUCAGGUUAUAGAUUAUGAAAUAUGAUUUUUUCCCCCACUUUGUAUCCUGAUAAAAAAAAAAAGAAAAAAGAAAAAAGACUCAUCACAGGGCUGGUGAUUAAACGGAUGUCAGGUCAAA
Molecule: messenger RNA, 5546 nt
Organism: Silurus meridionalis
Lineage: Eukaryota; Metazoa; Chordata; Actinopteri; Siluriformes; Siluridae
Gene: tll1
Product: tolloid-like 1
Exons: 22
Coding region: 663-3740 (1025 amino acids)
Biological process (GO): proteolysis
Molecular function (GO): zinc ion binding; metalloendopeptidase activity; calcium ion binding
Source: RefSeq, a predicted model, not a curated record